AUGGUAAAUCAGCAAACGCGGCCUAAAUGGAUAGAGCACCUGAAGUCCUGUAAAGUAAACUGCUACCUCUCCGACAUUUCUCGUUUCUUCUCUGCAAGGAGUCUGACACUCUCCCUCACUAAAUCCACAGCGACCAUAUUCAUAAACUGGACGAAGGAGUACAGGCUAGAUCUGAACAUUUCAGUCGAUGGCACAAAAAUUCCGAAAGUCAAUAACCCUAAAACUUUAGGGGUUACAUUUAACAGUCUGUGCUCCUUCACUCCUCAUACGACCGCGAUAACUGCCAAAGUACAGAGCCACAACAAAGAAACGUUGUUGGCAAUAUACAAGGCAAUCGGCCGGCCGGUCCUAAACUAUGCAUCACCAAUAUGGUCGCCUAGAUGUAGUGCAACGCAGACGAAGAAGCUUCAGACUUGUCAGAACACUGCACUCCGGACUAUCACGGAGUGCCUCUUGGUGUCCCCAAUAGAACACCUGUACAGUGAGGCCCUUAUGCUUCCGGUUAAGGAACAUAACGAGCUCCUAUCCAAGCAGUUUCCGCUGGGGUGUUUUCAAUACCCCGGCAAGCCUUGCUGUGGCUAA
Molecule: messenger RNA, 582 nt
Organism: Bactrocera oleae (olive fruit fly)
Lineage: Eukaryota; Metazoa; Arthropoda; Insecta; Diptera; Tephritidae
Source: RefSeq, a predicted model, not a curated record